UCGGGCGCGGAGGGGCGCGCAGGAAGCUGCCGGCCAGGACCGGCCCCGCGGAGGGUGAGUGAAGCCCCAAGAAGCUCUGUACUCCUUUAUGUUUGAAAUCUUGGCAAGCAACAUCAGUCGAGCAGUGCAGCAGGAGCCAUGUCUCUGCCCUUCCGAAAAGAGCUGGAGAAAUACAAGAAUAUCAAUGAAGAUGAAAUACUCAGCAAACUCUCAGAGGAUGAACUGAAACAGCUAGAGCAUGUUCUCGAUGACCUUGAUCCUGAGAAUGCCUUGCUUCCAGCGGGAUUUCGGCAAAAGGACCAGACCACGAAACCUGCCACAGGCCCUUUCGACAGAGAGCGCCUGCUCUCCUACCUGGAGAAGCAAGCACUGGAACACAAAGACAGAGAAGAUUUUGUACCAUUUACAGGGGAAAAAAAAAGGUACACAUUUAUUCCUAAAGAAAAGCCCAUAGAAACCCGUACAGAAGAGAAAGUGACCCUGGAUCCGGAACUAGAAGAAGCCCUGGCCAGCGCUUCAGAUACUGAGCUCUAUGAUCUUGCAGCUGUUCUUGGAGUGCACAACAUGGUCAACAACCCAAAGUUUGAUGAAGGAGGAGCCCGCAGUAAAGAUGGAAAAGGAAUUGUAAGAAAUGUGGUGAAAGGUGAAAAGGUCAAGCCCAUCUUUGAGGAGCCACCUAAUCCAACCAACGUGGAAGCAAGUUUACAAAGGAUAAAAGCAAAUGAUCCUAGUCUUGUAGAAAUUAAUCUUAACAACAUAAAGAAUAUUCCUAUUCCAACCCUGAAAGAAUUUGCAAAAGCUUUGGAAAGCAACACUCAUGUGAAGACAUUCAGCCUUGCAGCUACUCGAAGCAAUGACCCGGUAGCUAUUGCAUUUGCAGAUAUGUUGAAAGUGAACAAAACACUGAAGAGUCUGAAUGUAGAAUCCAACUUCAUCACUGGCACGGGUAUUUUGGCACUGAUCGAUGCACUGAAAGAGAAUGAAUCCUUGACAGAGAUCAAAAUUGACAACCAGAGGCAACAGCUGGGGACAGCUGUAGAGAUGGAGAUUGCCAAGAUGCUGGAGGAGAACUCCAAGAUUCUCAAGUUUGGAUACCAGUUCACCAAGCAAGGUCCAAGAACCAGAGUAGCAGCAGCUAUUACUAAAAACAAUGAUCUGGUUCGUAAAAAGCGGGUGGAAGCAGAGCGACAGUAGCCACACCAUAGAGGAUGCAAGGCAAGAUUGGAGGCCACCAACAACCGCAGUCUCAGAGUGCUCAUUGGUCAGAAGGGAGUAUAUAAUGGGAAUUGCUCAUUUCUGUUAAUGUCUCCUUUUAACCUUGAAACCCCAGCCUGUUCGUUUUAAACUUUCAAGGCUAAAUUUAUUUUUUUGUGAGAAAGAAUCACAGUUGGUUUGAUUUUAAUGGAAAAAAAACCCCAAAAUGUUUUGCAGUAUCUGAAGCCAAU
This is a messenger RNA of Melopsittacus undulatus (budgerigar), 1445 nucleotides long. Its product is annotated as tropomodulin-2. Lineage: Eukaryota; Metazoa; Chordata; Aves; Psittaciformes; Psittaculidae. Gene Ontology annotation, cellular component: myofibril; striated muscle thin filament; cytoskeleton. The coding region runs from base 139 to 1194 and encodes 351 amino acids. Gene Ontology annotation, molecular function: tropomyosin binding. The record is from RefSeq and is a predicted model, not a curated record. Gene Ontology annotation, biological process: myofibril assembly; muscle contraction; actin filament organization. The transcript is spliced from 10 exons.